AUGCGCGCGAUUCAGCGCGGCGUCGCGACGCGCGCGCGCGCGGACGUCGCGGACGUCCUCGUCGUCGGCGGCGGCGUCGCCGGCGCCGCGCUCGCGUGCGCGCUCCGCGCGCGCGACGCGACGAAAGAUCUGCGCGUCGUCGUCGUCGACGGUGGGGACGCGAAUCCGGCGCCGAAGCGCGACGACGCGAUCGACGCGCGGUGCGUCGCGCUGACGCCGCGGUCGAGGGCGUUUCUGGCGCACGAGUGCGGGGGGGCGUGGGACGAGAUCGAGCGCGCGGGACGGGCGAGGGCGUUCGACGCGAUGCAGGCGUGGGACGGCGUCGGCGGCGGACACGCGACGUACGACGCGCGGGAGCUCGGCGCGGCGUCCCUGGGGACGGUGGCGGAGAAUCGGGUCGUGCUGUGGGCGCUGGAGCGCGCGGGCGAGCGACUGGGGGUCGAACGCGUCGCGAGGGCGCGGGUGACGGCGACGAAGACGCCGGAGGAGGACGCGAGCGGGACGCCGGCGCGGGCGACCGUCGUCGUCGAGGACGCGGGGAAGGGCGGGAAGGCGACGACGACGCGCGAGGGGGGGGCGGGAGGUGGUGAAGCGAGCGAGCGGACGAUGGAGAUCGACGCGCGGUUGAUCGUCGCGGCGGAUGGGCCGAAGAGCGCGACGCGGACGGCGGCGGGGAUAAAAGUCGGGGGGUGGGGGUACGGGCAACGCGCGGUGGUGGGGACGGUGAGGACCGAUCGCGCGCACUCGACGGCGUGGCAAAGAUUCUUGCCGACGGGACCGAUCGCGCUGCUGCCGAUCGGAGACGGGACGUACUCGAACGUGGUUUGGACGACGACGCCGAGCGAGGCGAAACGCUUAGCCGAGGACGCGAGCGACGCCGAGUUCGCGCAGGCGGUGCACGACGCGUUGCAAGGGCAGGGGGCGUACAAGUCGCAGUACCAAGAAGAUUUCAAUCGAUUCGCGACGCUGCGUUUCGUGGAAGACGUGGCGAAUCAGGUGUUUAAGCCGCUCGCGCGCGCGGCGAGGACGACGAUGAGCAAAGUCGUCGGCGUCCCCGCGAUUGAGGGCGCGGACGAAGCGGCGCGGCUCGAUUUCGCGCCUCCGUUUCGUUACCCGCCCGAUGUAUUGCCCGCGGGCGAAGGCACCAAGCGUGGAUCUUUCCCGCUGUCCACGCACCACGCGACGCGCCUGAUCAAGCCUCGUCUGGCGCUCAUCGGCGACGCCGCGCACGUCGUCCACCCGCUCGGCGGUCAGGGCUUAAACCUCGGCUUACGCGACGCCGAGCUCUUAGCGAACGCGAUCGCCGACGCCCGCGCGCUCGGACAAGACAUCGGCAGCGUGAACGCUUUGAAUCCGUACGCUCGCGCGAGCGUCGCCGCCAACGCGCCGAUGAUGGCGGCGCUCGACGGUUUACAAAAGCUCUUCGCCAACGACACCUACCCCGUCGCCCUCGCGCGCUCGCUCGGUCUCGCCGCGGUGAACGCCACGGGUCCAGUUCGCAGAAAGAUCGCUUGGUACGCCAUGGGCGGCGCGUGA
This is a messenger RNA of Ostreococcus lucimarinus CCE9901, 1536 nucleotides long. RefSeq lists its product with no specific name. Gene Ontology annotation, biological process: ubiquinone biosynthetic process. The coding region runs from base 1 to 1536 and encodes 511 amino acids. Gene Ontology annotation, cellular component: mitochondrion. Gene Ontology annotation, molecular function: oxidoreductase activity, acting on paired donors, with incorporation or reduction of molecular oxygen, NAD(P)H as one donor, and incorporation of one atom of oxygen; FAD binding. The record is from RefSeq and is a predicted model, not a curated record. NCBI's taxonomy places the organism in Eukaryota, Viridiplantae, Chlorophyta, Mamiellophyceae, Mamiellales, Bathycoccaceae. The transcript has a single exon.